AACUUGAGCUGCCUGCAGUGUCGGCUGCUGGCCAGAUCAACUGCAAGAUGGUAGGACAGCAGCCUUUUUUCCCUGUGCCAUGCUCGUUGAGUAAAAGUCAGGAGCAGCAGCUAGUUUGGGGAAAAUUAUUUCUCGAGCACUGUGUUUUGUACUCUUUGGGGGGGCUGGAGCCUUCCUGUCAAUCAGAGAAGUCUAAGGCGCGGCCCUUUAAAAGUGGCCACCUCGGAAAAGCUUCUCAUUUCGAUUGGGAGGUUUCAAUGAGCUCUGGCAACUGUUCGGGUAUUUUCUUUCACCCCAUGGUUGCUGGGUGGCCACGCUUCUUUUGAGUGCGGGGAAUGUUUUACUCGGAUAUCCUGAAAGAAAAUCGACGCCAACAAAUGGAUAUCCGAGAGGCUGCCUCUCUCCGCCAGCAGAGGCGGAUGAAACAAGCAGUACAGUUCAUCCAUAAAGACUCGGCGGAUUUACUGCCCCUGGAUGGUCUCAAAAAACUGGGAACAUCCAAAGAAACCCAACCACAUAACAUUUUGCAAAGACGUUUACUAGAAACCAACUUGUCAAAAUUCCGAGCCAACAAUCGAGAGACAUGGUCUUCUAAUAAUUCAUUUCCAGUUCAGAACAUAAGUUUUCAUCAAACCAAACAAGAAUUUCACAAAAAAACACAGGAAGAGGACCUAAUAUUUGUGCGUUGCAAGUGUGCUGGAAAAGAGAUGAAAGUGCAAAUUGACACUGGUUCUCGAUAUAAUCUCAUUUCAUCUGCCUGUGUGGAUAAACUAGGGUUGCAAGAACUUAUGAAAACAGAGAAGGAUGACACUGAAAAAUAUGGAAUGCCACUUAUUUCAAAGAUUACAGGACAAAUAGAAAAUGUUGGAAUUACUUUAGGACAACUCAAUGUUGAAUGUUCAGCAGCUGUAGUAGAUGAUGAUGACAAGAAUACCCUUUCCCUUGGGCUGCAGACAUUAAGGUCUUUGAAGUGCAUCAUUGAUAUGGAAAAGCAAUAUUUAAUCCUUGGAGAGAAGGAAAAAGAGGAGAUUCCCUUUCUAGGAAUUGACAACAUUGAAGACUGCUCUCCAUAAAUUACAGAUGAAAGUUGAUUCUGAAUUGUGUGGCAGUUAAUUACAGAGAUGCUCUUCAGUGGUUAGUGCACAAAUAUGACCAAAUAUACAGUAUAUUGCUUCUGUAAUUUCAAUUUACACAUUUUGCUUCUUCAGCAUUGCCACUGGCCAGCAUUACACUUUGGCUGUUAAAUUUCCCAAGCAUUUAGUUUAUCAAUUAAAUCUAAUUUUGAUUAUUUAGUAUUUGCAUAGAGUACAAUAUUAAUUACAAAGAAUAUUUUACUCUGCUUUGUGUAGAAGUGUUGGAUUUAAUUUAUUUUCCAAAGUAAUAUCGUUCUGUUUUAUGGGAUAACCUUCGUUCACCUGUGCACUCUGUGAAAGUGAAAGAUUAACUUUACUAUUCCUACUCAGACUUGUAAUCCUGGUGAUUUCACUAUAUGUUAAAAUCCGCUAAAGUCUCUAACUUUAUUGCAUAUAUUUAGAUACUAUAGACAUUUAAUAAUGGCUACAGUAUGACAAAUAAGUGAAAUAAUGUUACAUUCUGUGAGGUUUAAAGACAACUUUUAUAAGUGCAAGCAUCAUCCGGAUUAUAUGUGAUAAGCCUACACUUGUGUAGAAUUCCAUACUUUAAACAUUGAAAAGAUUUCUGUUUUCAAAAUAAGGCCUAUCUUUUUUCUUGUGUGAUCUAUACAUAACCAUUUAUUCUUUCCAAAUGUUGAUUCUUGUGCAUAAAGAAUCAUAGAACAAUUAUUUUUAGAGAAUAUUAAUGUAGUCCUUUAAGAAUUGAGAUGCAACUUGAACAGAUUGAUAUACUUGGGUCAUUCACCACUAUCUUCAGUUGAUUCGGAUCACUUUUGACACAAACUAUGAACUUUAACUGUUCCAUAUCUAUAGUAGGUGAUAGAGUUUAUUGAUUUGCAGAGUAUAAUAGUAUGAAAUGAGGGGAAGAUAUGGGAUUGCAUCCUGAAAUUUAACAUGUAUUUAUUUGCUGGUCUUUGGUUGUCUUGGGAAGUCUUCCAACAAAGUGGGAAAUUCCAUUAGUGAAUCAUUCCAGAGUAACGUUUUGGUUUGUUCUCACAUUGGCAUAAGAGAGCAGUUAAAGGAGACAAAUAAGCUAAGUACUCUCUAUCCAUGAACUAAAGAGGGUUUAGUGAUAUUGGAAAAAAUGAAAAACACAAGGAUAGUAGAACAUAGAACAGUAUAGCACAGUAUAGGCCCUUUGGCCCAUGAUAUUGUGCCGAGCAUUUAUGUUAAUCUA
Chiloscyllium plagiosum (whitespotted bambooshark) is the source of this 2310-nucleotide messenger RNA. Its product is annotated as nuclear receptor-interacting protein 3-like. Gene Ontology annotation, biological process: proteolysis. Lineage: Eukaryota; Metazoa; Chordata; Chondrichthyes; Orectolobiformes; Hemiscylliidae. The record is from RefSeq and is a predicted model, not a curated record. Gene Ontology annotation, molecular function: aspartic-type endopeptidase activity.